AUGUGCAGCUCAGGUGGACCUCUACCAGGCAGACCUCAUCUUCACCAGAGCUCGGAAAGUAGAUCUCUGUUGGAGAUAGGAGGAGCUGCAGCUGUACAAAAAGGCUUCAAUCCUGAAGACAAGUUUCUGAAAGACAUCCAGCAUUUCUACAAAGGUGAAGCCAUCAGUGUGGACUUUUCCAUACCUGAAGUCGCUGUGCAAGAAAUCAACAAGUUAAUUGCCAAAAAGACCAAGGACAUGAUCACUGAUAUGGUCAAGAGUCUGGAUGCUGCCACUGUGAUGAUGCUCAUCAACUAUAUGUAUUUCAAAGGUAAAUGGGAAGAGGCUUUUAAAGUGGAGGACACCAGCAAAGGUGACUUUAAUGUGGAUGAGAACACCACAGUGUCUGUGGAUAUGAUGAACAGAAAUGGUGAAUAUGACUUCUACUAUGACCAGGGCAACUUUACGUCUGUUAUCAUGCUGUCAUAUAAUGGAAAUGUCUCCAUGAUGAUCGUCCUGCCUGACCAGGGAAAAAUGGAGGAGGUGGAGAAACACAUCAGCAAGGAUCACCUCAAGUACUGGAAGGACAAAGCCCACAAAACCACUUUGGACUUGUUUAUGCCCAAGUUCUCUGUCUCUGCCUCCUCCGGCCUUGGGGACACUCUGAAGGAAAUGGGAAUAGUUGAUGCAUUCUCAGACAGCACAGACUUCUCUGGAAUCAGUAAGGGGGCCAAAGUGGCUGUUUCUAAGGCUGCACUCUGGUAAAGAGUAGAAGA
Molecule: messenger RNA, 755 nt
Organism: Electrophorus electricus (electric eel)
Lineage: Eukaryota; Metazoa; Chordata; Actinopteri; Gymnotiformes; Gymnotidae
Source: RefSeq, a predicted model, not a curated record